This is a messenger RNA of Adineta ricciae, 1209 nucleotides long. The record is from the annotation of a GenBank genome assembly. Lineage: Eukaryota; Metazoa; Rotifera; Eurotatoria; Adinetida; Adinetidae.
AUGACUGAGCGUUUUUUUCCAAAUACAUUUCCGGAGUAUAAUGGAGAACAAUAUCUCAAUCAACAGAAUCAAUUGAACUCAGAACUCGGUGCGAAUAUUCUUCGAUGGAUUGAACACCACACGCAACGACUCGAACAAAAUCUGAGCCGGACUGAUCCAUCAGAUGGUUCAGUUUACACUGGCAGUGCAGGAAUUGCAUUGCUCUACAUAAGACUGGCGUCACUUUUUCCGGAUCAAAAAGCUCAAUACUUGUCAAAGGCAAAGACAUCGAUCGAUGCAGCAUUACGACAAUUGGAUCAACAUACAGUCACGUUUCUAUGUGGCGCUCCAGGACCGCUAGCAAUAGCAGCAGUCAUUUAUUCCAGCCUUGAUGACCAGCAUAUGGUGACCAAAUGUAUUGAAAAAAUUUUGUCGAUGAAAAAACAGGCUAUGAGUCGUUCAACCCCAGACGAACAUUUAUAUGGUCGAGCUGGUUAUCUUUAUACAUUAAUGUACCUUCGACGGGAGCUCGGUCAUCAUGCUGUCGAUAAUCAACACGUUACUGAUAUCUUCGAAGCUAUGAUCAAAUCAGGAGAGAACUAUGCACGAAAAACACGUUCGCAAUCACCAUUGAUGUACAGUUGGCACAAUACUGAAUAUAUGGGAGCAGCACAUGGCGUGUCUGGAAUAGUCUAUCUUCUUCUCAAAGUUACACAACACGAAUCAUUUGCGCAUCUUCGUCCAUACGUUCAUUCGCAUUUAAUUCCAACAAUUGAAUUCCUCAAAUCACUACGCUUUCCAAGCGGUAAUUAUAUGUCAUCUAGUGACAGUAAAUCAGACAAACUCGUCCAAUGGUGUCAUGGAGCACCGGGUUUCGUUUAUUUAUUUGUUCGAGCAUACCAAGUGACAGGAGAUGGUUCGUAUCUCGAAUUAGCCGUAUCCGCAGGUGAUGCCAUUUGGCAACGCGGAAUUUUAACAAAAGGUUAUGGUAUUUGCCAUGGUACAGCUGGCAAUGGCUAUGUGUUUCUCAAUUUAUAUCAUGCAACAAAUGAUCUGAAAUGGCUUCAUCGCGCAAUACAAUUUGCGAACUUUUGCUUCGACUAUGGAAAACAUAAUAUAUCAAGAACACCCGAUUCACCAUAUUCUCUCUUCGAAGGUUUAGCAGGAACAAUCUAUUAUAUGGCUGAUGUUUUAACUCCGUCUCAUGCUCGUUUCCCUGCAUUUGAAUAA